Molecule: messenger RNA, 268 nt
Organism: Closterium sp. Naga37s-1
Lineage: Eukaryota; Viridiplantae; Streptophyta; Zygnematophyceae; Desmidiales; Closteriaceae
Source: the annotation of a GenBank genome assembly
UGCAAUUCCUGCGGGACUGCCAGACGGCGUGGGGUCAGACGUUGCCUGGGUGGGGCGGCUCCAAUCCUGACUGCAGCAGUGCACAGGGCGUCACAUGCGACAGCACCGGGAUGAUCAGUGCGAUGAGACUAUCGAGCCUCAAUCUGGGAGGGUCCAUUCCGGACUCCAUCAGCAACCUCAAAAAGAUCUCUUCGCUAAUACUUAGUAGAAAUCAGCUCAGUGGUUCAAUCCCUGCUGCGAUCGGCAACCUUGCGAACCUGAGUUACUU